Molecule: messenger RNA, 1515 nt
Organism: Colletotrichum truncatum
Lineage: Eukaryota; Fungi; Ascomycota; Sordariomycetes; Glomerellales; Glomerellaceae
Product: cellulose-binding protein
Molecular function (GO): hydrolase activity, hydrolyzing N-glycosyl compounds
Source: RefSeq, a predicted model, not a curated record
AUGGCGCAAACCACCAGACUGCAGACCUUUCCCAACAAGCCGAGAGUCUUCGUCCUCACUGACAUCUCUAACGAGCCCGACGAUGCCGAGUCUCUUGUUCGCUAUCUCCUAUACUCCAACCAGUUUCAGACUGAGGGUCUAGUCGCUGUCUCUUCAACAUGGAUGAAGAACAAGGUCUGCCCCCAGGACAUCCGCAAGAUCCUCGACGCCUACGCCGGCGCGGUCGACAACCUCAACAAGCACACACACCCAGACUACCCGUACCCUUCGGCGGACAGUCUUCGAGCCCUGGUCAAGUCGGGCCCACCGGUCUAUGGCAUGGCCGGUGUUGGCUCGGAUAAGCCGUUGACAGAUGGUGCCCAACUCCUUCUCGAGAGAAUCGAAGCGCCCUCACAAGACCCCCUGUGGGUUCUCGUAUGGGGCGGCACCAAUGUUCUCGCCCAGGUCCUCCUGACUAUCCGCGACAAGUAUUCCCCUGAAGAGGCGGCCAAGCUGCGUGCUAAGCUGAGGGUUUACACCAUUUCGGACCAAGACGACACAUCGGCAUGGAUCCGCACUCAAUUUCCUGAUAUCUUCUACAUCUCCUCCAUUCAUGGCUGGAACCAGUAUGGUCUCGCUGCAUGGACGGGUAUUUCCGGAGACAAGUACUACGGCUUCGACCAGGGCGGACCGGACUUUACCAAGGUCUCGAAGCAAUGGAUCAAGGAGAACAUUCAGAUUGGGCCCCUGGGCUCGGCGUACCCGGACUAUCUCUUUAUCCCGGAGGGUGACACCCCUACCUUCCUAUACCUGAUCCAGAACGGCCUCGGAGACCGUGAGCAUCCGGAGUAUGGCUCAUGGGGUGGCCGUUAUGACCUGACGGACGCGAGCGAUGCCGGUCAAAGGGGUAAGCACUACAGCGACAUGUCUGACUCGGUCGUUGGUGCCGACGGCAAGACAUACCGCUCUAACCAGGCGACCAUCUGGCGCUGGCGAGACACCUUCCAAAACGACUUUGCUGCGCGUAUGCAGUGGUCGCUCAACCCGGACGUGGCAUCCACCAACCACCACCCCAUCGUUAGCAUCAACGGAGACCAAGGUCUGCAGCCUCUGUAUUUUGAGGCAGAGGCUGACAGCACUAUUGAGCUUGACGCCUCUCAGACAUACGAUCCUGAUGGUGACAACUUGACGUUCAAGUGGUGGCAGUACCGCGAGCCUAGCGCAUCCCAAUGGCUUGUGCAGUUUGAGGUGGCACAUCUCGAGGUUGAGAAGCUGGAUCCCGAAGGCAAGAGGGUCAAGGUUACCGUGCCUCCUCCGGAGAAGUCUUGCUUGGAUUUGAUUAGCCAGAAGCCAAAGGUUAAGGGUCAGCUGCUCCACUUGAUUUUGGAAGUGACGGACAAUGGAACCCCGGCAUUGACGAGCUACCGUCGUGUACUGAUUCAGGCUAUGAAUAAGGACCUGAGAGGGGGUAAAGAAGUGAAGGAAGGCGAGGAACUAGAAGCUAUUGGUGAUGCUAUGAAGGACUUCACUGGUUGA